AUGGCUUCUAAGUCUUCUUCCUCUUCUCAUUUGUCUUCAAAGCAAAAGACUCUUCUCAUUCUCUUACUCUUCUCCACAAGCCUCACGCUCUUAGAACAUACGGUGAAGCACAAAAGAGUCCCCAUCUACACCAGCAUGUUUGAGGUGGAUAAAAGAAAGCCUGUUUGGUUUGAUGUCAUAGAAAAAAACAUUGGUGGCAAGAGCAUUAAAGUAGGUGUAGUUAAUAUUGAUACAAGAGUGGACGGUGUUCUAUAUGAACAACUACAUGCACUGCACCCACAAGUAGAGACGAUAUAUUCCGUUGAUUUUGAUCAUGCUGAUGACAACUUGAAAUGGAAAGACUUUUUCCCUGUGUGGAUUGAUGAAGAUGAGAAAUGGGGUCAUCCAAAGUGCCAUGAUUUACCAAUGCCAACGUGGGAGGAGUAUCGAGAUCUCAAUGUGGUGGUGGCAAGAGUUCCAUGUGGGAUAAGGGAUGUGUUCAGGUUGCAAGUUAAUUUGGUGGUGGCUAAUUUGGCUGUGGAGAGUGGAUGGGUGAAGAAGUUGCAUUCUUAUGAAGCUGUGUAUGUUGUGUUUAUUGGGUCGUGUGGUCCCAUGGUAGACAUUUUCAAAUGUGAUGACCUUUUGUUGUAUCAGCCAGGAGAGUUUUGGGUGUACAAGCCUGAUUUAGUGAGCCUCAGACACAAAAUGCUUAUGCCAGUUGGUUCGUGCCAGAUUGCUCCAGCCUAUGCAGAAACGGGUAAGAAGGUAUGGAGUGCCUAUAUGUCACAAUCACCAGCGACAAUGAAUUACAAUUACACCAUGCGGGUCCCAAGGUUAGCCUAUGUGACUAUUCUCCACUCUUCAGAAGCUUAUGUGUGUGGUGCAAUAGCUCUAGCACAAAGCAUUCUUCAAACCUACAAAAGCAUCCUUCAACAUAACAACUACACCAGAGACCUACUCCUUCUUGCUGAUGAAUCAAUUGGUCCCAAAUCCACAAGAGGUCUAAAAGCUGCAGGGUGGAGGAUCAAACGCAUUAAACGUAUCUUAAACCCCUUUGCCACAAAAGGUUCAUAUAACGAGUGGAACUAUAGCAAGCUUCGAAUAUGGCAACUCACCAUGUAUGACAAAAUCAUCUUUAUAGAUGCUGAUCUUCUAGUCCUAAAGAGCAUUGAUGAUUUCUUCACUUACCCUCAAUUAUCUGCCGCACCUAAUGACUUCACCUUGUUCAACUCUGGCUUGAUGGUCAUUGAGCCAUCCAUGUGCAUGUUCGAGGACUUGAUGAAGGAAACUUUAAAGGUGAAACCAUAUAAUGGUGGUGACCAAGGUUUGGUCAACGAGGUAUUCACAUGGUGGCAUAGGUUGCCAACAAAGCUGAACUACCUAAAGAGUUUUCAAGAGAGGCCAGAGAAUGAGAAGGAGGAGGUUCCAGAGGACUUGUAUGCUAUACAUUACUUGGGUUUGAAACCAUGGAUGUGUUAUAGAGAUUAUGACUGCAAUUGGGACAUGCAAGAACUUCAUGUUUUUGCUAGUGACUUGGUUCACCACAAAUGGUGGCAGGUUCAUGACACCAUGCCCAAAGAGUUGCAAUCCUAUUGUGGGCUUACAAAAAGAUUGGAUAAAAGGAUAAUGCAACAGAGAAGAAAGGCAAAAAAUGCUAAUUUGUCUGAUGGGCAUUGGAAGAUUGAGGUUAAGGAUCCUAGAAGGAAACAUUAUGAGGAUUUGAAUUUCAAUAGUGUAUAA
Abrus precatorius (Indian licorice) is the source of this 1719-nucleotide messenger RNA. RefSeq names its product putative UDP-glucuronate:xylan alpha-glucuronosyltransferase 4. The transcript is spliced from 2 exons. Bases 1 to 1719 code for a protein of 572 amino acids. NCBI's taxonomy places the organism in Eukaryota, Viridiplantae, Streptophyta, Magnoliopsida, Fabales, Fabaceae. Gene Ontology annotation, biological process: xylan biosynthetic process. The record is from RefSeq and is a predicted model, not a curated record. Gene Ontology annotation, molecular function: glycosyltransferase activity.